CCCUCUUGGGUUCGGACAAAAAGGAACGGUCUCCAUGAGAGAGUCCUCAGUCCAGACGCAUUGUUGUAUUAGGUCUGUUGGGAAAUGGAAAUCGAUGAGACAUUGCUGGAUCUGGCUUCCUUGUCAGAAGCUGAUUCAAGGAAGCUCAAGGUGGCGUUUGGGGAUGCGUUCCAAGUUUCCGUUUCGCCAAUUUCGAGUCCUUCAGGAAGAACCUGUUUCCCAUUGGAGUUGACAAGUUGCAUUGUUCAAGCAGUCAUCGCAAGUAAUAAGGGCAUUACUGAUGGUUCUGAUACUGAGAAUGAGGAUACUGAGACAGUUGAGCCUUUUGUUCCAGAGAUCUCCAUUCAUCCCUUAGUUUUUGAAUUUUUGACUACUUCCUUUGCAACAUGGGCUGAACAGCCUACCGGUACAGCGAGUGGCAGUCAAGACGAGACAAGAGAUGGCGACAAUAUGCAAAUUGAAAAUCAAAUGGAGUCGCUGCCAAUUCGAGUCAAGCCAUUCAUAGUCCCCGGUAUCACGGCUCAACUCUGUAAUGAUUCAACCCUGCCUCCACAUUUCCAUUGGAAAGCGCGGCGGAUAGAAUCCACACAGACUCUACCUCGUGGAUCCACCAUUUGCCUCCACAUGGUGUAUAUUGAUGAAGAAUUGAGAGACUAUUGCCACAGAAAAAAGGGUGAGGUUCUCCGAGAGACAUUAGCUGGGUUUCUAGACCAGAGAAUCUUAAUGGUUGGUACCACCGUGAUUCUACCCACACCGGUUGGAAUGGCAAUUGCCACUGUCACAGACAUUCUACCUGGUUCCGAUGAUGCUACAACACAAUCUACUGGAUCACAACAACAGGAUCGUGUCGCAUAUCGAAUAGGCAACUGCGAGACCUGCACACUAGAACUGUCACAUUGCGAAGAAGAAAUACCACUAGCCGAGUCACAAAAGUCGUCUUCGGAGCACCCUGUUCCAACCGAAGGCUUGUCGUGGCAAACCGAUUGUCCCGGCUAUGAAGAUCUUGUGGAAAUACUCCUGCAACUUGCUCAAAUCCAAGGAUCCGCUGCUCCCUCUGGGAUACUCCUCACCGGUAGUCCUCAGGUGGGCAAAACCCAUUUGGCAUCCUGUGUGGCGUUGCAACUUUCGACGAAACAACAACAACAAUUUGCAGUACACUGGGUCUCGGCACAAGAUCUACUCUUGCAAGCCACUUGGGCUAACGAGUCGGACCUGUUGGAGAUGCUGCGACCACCCAUGACUACUACUAGUGUCGGUCAACUCUUGGUUCUGGAUGACUUGCAAAUAUUUGCCGCCGAAGACGAAGGCUCUCUGAAAGAGGACGCUGUUUCUGUGAAUACCAAUCCAGAGCUAUUGGUGGUGCAAAACGCGGUCCUUCAAAUCAUGGACGAAUUGCAGCAGAGUACCGGUACUACAAACAGAACACACAGUAUUUCUAUUUUGGGCCUGGCACAGUCCUCCUCCAAUCUACCAGUGGCAUUCACUCGAAGUGGCAGAUUGGAAAAAAAAAUUGCCAUGUUGCCGCCCACACAGAGGCAAAGAGAAAUGAUUCUGCGGUCCCUUAUCCCGACCGUUGGCAUUACGGAUGAGUCGAUGGUCCAGAAGUGGGCCGAAGCCUUGUCUCCGGUUACUGUCAGCUGUGUUGCAGGAGAUCUGCGUCGGAUUCUGUCCGGUGCUUGGACCGCUGCAUCCGCUCGUACUACCUGGCAGCACAAAGACAACGUGAACCGAGCCUUUCGCCCCGAAUUGUCAUGGGAUGAUCUAAGGCAUGCAGCGCAAACCUAUGUUCCCAUUCAACUCGAGACUGUAGAUGUUUGCAAACCCAAAUCCUUCACGACUGACGGUGAACUGAAUCCGGAUGACUGGGCCGCAAUCCACAAACUGAGUUGGGAAUCUUUCGGUGGGUACCCUGUGGUAAAGAAGCGUCUUUUGCGCACCGUGGUAGGUCCCUGGAAGCGUUUCUUGAGGGAGGAUGAGGGCUCCAACACAGCCGCUACCAUGGGACUGUCGCCGCCUCCAGGUGUGCUAUUCCACGGCGGGUCUGGGAACGGCAAGUCAUUUGCUGCUUCCUGCUUGGGUUCCUCGUUGGGGCUGCCAAUGAUCAAGGUCAGAGCGGCAGAUGUAUUGGACAAGUGGUUGGGAGGAUCUGAAGCCAUCUUGAGGUCCUUGUUUGCUAGAGCGAGAUCGGCGGCACCUUGCAUACUGUUCUUCGACGAAAUUGAUUCGGUUGCAACCAACAGGGCCAGCGGGGAUGAUGACGGUACAGAAGUCAUGGGUCGCUUGUUGUCGACACUGCUGAAUGAAAUGGACGGCAUAUCAAGUGACAAACGUCGGCAAAGCGUGCUCGUUGUGGCUUGCACAAAUCGCUUGGAUGACCUAGACACAGCGCUGCUACGACCAGGCCGGUUGGAGGAACACGUUCAUCUGGAUUAUCCCACGGCAGCAGAUAUCAAGGAAAUGCUGCAGAUUCAUCUGGCCACUGUACCGCUGUCAAACAAACUGAGCUUUGAUGCUCUGGCCGAUGAGCUGGCAACGAAGAAAGCAACGGGGGCUGAUGUCGAGGGGAUCUGCCGGGAAGCCUGCUUGGGGAUGGUGCAGCGUUUGGAAGGCACUGAAACGAUGCAGCUAUCAAAUGAUGACAUGGAGAAAGCCUUUGGUUCCUCGAGGCUUCGAUAGCAAGCGUUGAUAAGAAUGGUAAUCAAACUCUUAGUAGAAACUCAUUGACAGAGGUC
Seminavis robusta is the source of this 2732-nucleotide messenger RNA. NCBI's taxonomy places the organism in Eukaryota, Bacillariophyta, Bacillariophyceae, Naviculales, Naviculaceae. The record is from the annotation of a GenBank genome assembly.